Molecule: messenger RNA, 1122 nt
Organism: Fusarium fujikuroi IMI 58289
Lineage: Eukaryota; Fungi; Ascomycota; Sordariomycetes; Hypocreales; Nectriaceae
Exons: 1
Coding region: 1-1122 (373 amino acids)
Source: RefSeq, a predicted model, not a curated record
AUGCCUGCCAAGACUGUAUCUCAUCUCAAUUUCGAGACAUCGAUAUCUACAGAAACAGUUCCUGCUUCACCCUACAUACCCGGCUCAGGCAAUGUCUUCGCCAAGUUUGUUGAUGCGAUCUCACAAACCGGCUGGGAACUCUGGUACUUUGACGGUGUUUCCAAAGAUGACCAGUCAGCUAUCUCUAUUGGUAUCAACAGAAGUGCUAGGGGUCUGGAACACGGCGGCUUCACGGUUCAGAUCUUUGCCAUCUGGCCUGAUGGACAUACCUGGCACCGAGAUCUCUACUUCCCAGAGUCAACCGUCACUUCUGAAGAUGGGCACAUCACUGGUCUUUGGGAGGAUGCCGGUAGCGGAGGCAAAGUCUCAUUCUCUGUGACUAGGGACUGCUCUUUGACUAUGCUGACCUUUGCUGUGCCUGGUGUUGUUGAUGGUACCAUGCAUCUGGAAACUCUGCCUGGGGACUCAGGUCUCGAGACCAAUCCUGAGCUAGGUCCUCGCGCACACAUUGUCCGUCCAAAGGGAAGAGCCUCUGUCAAAGCAGAGCUAUCUCUGUCCUCUGGAGACAACUCUGCAUCCGAGCGAUUCGUCCUCGGUCCAUCUGCAAACGGCGGUAUGGAUCGCAUCUGGACACUGGACACCUGGCCCAAAGUCAUGACAGAGUCAUACUAUCUCCGCGCCCAGGUCGGGCCCUACGCGAUGCAGAUAACGCGUCUUUUCUCCGAAGCCGAAAGCGGCUGUAAGCCAUACACAAUGGCAAGACUCUACCGCGACGGCAAGCUCAUCUGCGCCGCAAACCAAGUCCUCACCUACGAAGAGCAAGAUUUCUCUAAGGACUCUCUGAUUCUCAGUAAACGCUACGACGCAUCCUCUGAGGAUGUAGUCACGGGCGCGUAUCGCGACAAGAACAUCGGGUAUGUAGUUGAGUUUGUUGCAAAGGGAACGGAUGGGCAGCGGUGGAUGUUUCAGGUUGAUCAUGAGCGUAUCUUCUGGAGUUAUCCUACGAGUGCGCCUGGGCCUGAGGGGACGGGUAACACCGGGUUUAUUGAGUCAGUUAUUGGGGGUGCGGAUGAGGAGGCGUACUUUGGGGUUGGGAUAGGAGGUCAGUGUCAGUUGAGCUAG